AUGGACGACGACCGCGACGCCCGACGGAGGUCCAGCGCGACCUCGCCCAUGAGUCGUCGUACUACCGCCGCCGCCGAGUCUUCGACGGCCCGCGAUGGUGAUGGACUUUCCGAGAGUUUCCAGUCCACUGACACCGUUAGGAGGCGGCCUGAGAGCUCAUACGGCACCAUGACCAACACCCCAGAAACCCAGCCAUCCGCUCAGGAUCCGCCGCAGACUCCUCGUCAGUCGCAGCCCAGCCGACCGGCCGCCAGCGACCGUACAAAGUCGUUUCCACGUCCGCGAAAGCCGCCUCUGUCGAGACGCCCAUCCUCGAACACUCCCCAUCGCCGCAGUGUCUUUUCCGCCCAUGACGACCCCCACGAGGUCGAAGCAGAUGCUGCUGAGCGAGGAUACACCUCCAGGCGCCGACAACCACCCCCAAUCACACUAUCUCGCGUGCAGUCGCAACGAAACGAGUCCACGCCAGAUAAGGAAACGAGCGCUGCUAGCACCCGCCCGAGCUCCAUCAAGGGCAAUGGGGAAGACGACAUUGACGAGACUGACGAGCACGAGCACGAAGAACUUGUUCUUGAGGAACAUGUCGACUGUGACUCCGACGGCGACAUCAGCGAAGCCGAGAGCUUCACGCUCAAGGACCGCCAGCAAGCCAUCAACCAGACCCAUCCCUUUGGUAUCAGGGUCUGGAAGCCUGCUCUGUAUAAAAAGGACCGUUCUAUUCAAAAGUCGGCUGAAGGCGAUAUUCACUCAUCCCCAGGUGGAAACGUCAACAAAUGGCUCGUUUUGUUCAACUUGAUUUGGACUCUCUGCUUUGGUUGGUGGAUGGCCCUUUUUGCUGCGUUUGGCGCCAUCAUGUGCCUGCUCUUCGCUGCGGCUCCCAGCGGCAGAGAGUAUGGCCGUGUUCUUUGGGGUCUUGCUGGCUAUCUCUUUUAUCCUUUUGGCAAGUAUGUCCGUCUGGAGAAAGAUGAGCAGUACAUGCACGAAGACGCGGAUGAGGGCCGCAGCAUCUCCGAAUAUGAGCAGUGGCAAUCUGGCGAUCUGGAGUAUGGUCGACUUUUUUUCGGACCCGACCGCACUCGAUCCAUUGUUGGACGCUCGCGAAGCAGCAUUGACUCAGAACGUGACGAAACUGACAGCCUGCUUGGCCGCGGAAGACGCUCGGACAACCCGAACAACGCACGAAUGAAGCGACGACUGUUUGGCCGAGGAGAAUGGAACAUUGGUCGUGUCAUCUUCUUUCUCUUCUUCUACUGCCUCAUCUCGCCGUCUCUUAUUGUUGUCUCGUUGGUUUGCUGGUUCCUCGUCUUUUGGAUUCCCAUGGGCAAGGUAACUAUGCUGCUUUUUGAUCACCUGCGCCGCCACCCCCUUGCGCUUUCGUUUGAGUCGCAUCUGGAUUAUGCAAGGUCGACUGAUGGUUCUGAUUCAUCUAUCCUCCUCUGCACUUACCGCGCUGUAGGUAUCAAGUACUGGAAGUACACCAUCGAUGGAACAAACGUCUUCCUUAUCAAUCUCAUGGCCGUGGUGUUUUUCGUCAUCUUUGACUGGGCUGUGCUGGAUCGAAUGCUGCAUUUGAAAUCGUUCAUCACUAGCCCUGCGUUUCUUUUCAUUGCUGGCCUUGUCUCCAUCAUCCCUCUUGCGUACUUCAUUGGUCAAGCCGUCGCUUCCAUUUCGGCACAAUCCUCCAUGGGGCUUGGUGCCGCUAUCAACGCUUUCUUCGCGACUGUGGUGGAAGUAUUUCUGUACUGUGUUGCUCUAGGCCAAGGCAAAGCUCAGCUCGUGGAAGGAAGUAUUGUGGGCAGCAUCUUUGCCGGUAUUCUCUUCCUCCCAGGACUGUCAAUGUGCUUUGGUGCUUUGAAGCGCAAAACGCAACGAUUCAAUGCCAAGUCGGCAGGUGUGACAUCGACAAUGUUGCUCUUUGCCGUUGUCGGCGCUUUUGGCCCGACCCUUUUCUACCAAAUCUAUGGCACACAUGAACUGCAGUGCCUCGGCUGCGAAGACUUUGGGGAGAUUGGUGGCCGCCCCGAGGGACGCGACUGUCGUCGAUGCUAUUUUUCACAGACGCCGGCUCUCGACGAUCGAUUCUAUCUCGAAGCUGUCCGACCGUACUGCUACAUGGCAGCCUUUAUGCUUUUCUUUUCGUAUCUUAUCGGCCUCUGGUUCACCCUUCGUACGCACGCCGCCGUUAUCUGGAACUACGAGGUCGAGGAGAAACGUCAAGAGGAGCAACUGCACGCGUCCUCGGUUUUGAGAGCCUCACAGCCCUCUGCAGCCGAAACAAGCAGUACAGACAUUCGGGAUACGCACCUAUACAAGCGAAUCCUAGGCCAGUCCUUGAAGCAAGUUGGUCUUCCAACUCAAGAACCCAGUCGUCAGCCUUCUGCUAGCGGCCCUGACGCUGCAGCAAACGGGGCGCCCAGCACCCUGCACUUUGUGCCACCCAAAAGCGCUGGCGCCGAGGGCCGCUCAUUGGGAAAAGCAACCGCUGGUCUUGGCCAAGGAGACAACUCGGCCCUCGUGCGCGAGGUUGCGGAGAUUGCCGCGACUGCUGCUACCAUCGCUUCGCGGGACCGCCAUCACAGCCGAAAGCCGUCUUUUAUUCCACAAUCGACAAAACAUACGGCAUCUCGUGCCGGGGUCUUUGAUGAGGACCCUGCCGGGCAUGGCGCUGCUGGUCACGGCGGCCACGAUGCUCCAAAUUGGGGCCGUGGCAAGAGUUCAUUUAUUCUCUUGUCCGCCACCAUUCUCUAUGCUAUUAUUGCUGAGAUUCUCGUUGACACGGUCGACGUCGUUUUGGAGAAUUUCUCGAUUGAUCAAAAGUUUUUGGGCAUUACGCUUUUCGCAUUGGUGCCAAACACGACAGAGUUUCUGAACGCUAUUUCGUUUGCUAUGAACGGCAACAUUGCGCUGUCGAUGGAGAUUGGCUCUGCCUACGCCCUCCAAGUUUGCCUGCUUCAGAUCCCCGCGCUUGUUCUAUACUCGGCACUGUACCCCUACAGCGGUCCGGCGGGCAGCGACAGCAGCGAAGCGUCCAUGUACACAUUUUCGCUCUUGUUCCCGCAGUGGGACAUGGUGACUGUGAUCCUCUGUGUGUUCUUGCUCAGCUACGUCUAUGGCGAAGGCAAGAGCAACUACUUCAAGGGCAGUAUCCUGAUCCUCACGUACCUGGUGGUGGUGAUUGGGUACUACUUUAGCGGGUUCACGUCGGAUGUAUUGGGCACGGAGCGAUUUGAUGUGAUGGGUGCGAACGGACAGUACACAUCGUUCAAGACGAUUGGACGCACGACGAAGGGACGCGCAUACUAG
Cordyceps fumosorosea ARSEF 2679 is the source of this 3303-nucleotide messenger RNA. RefSeq names its product calcium permease. Lineage: Eukaryota; Fungi; Ascomycota; Sordariomycetes; Hypocreales; Cordycipitaceae. Gene Ontology annotation, cellular component: membrane; endomembrane system. Gene Ontology annotation, biological process: calcium ion transmembrane transport; intracellular calcium ion homeostasis. The record is from RefSeq and is a predicted model, not a curated record. Gene Ontology annotation, molecular function: calcium:proton antiporter activity. Bases 1 to 3303 code for a protein of 1100 amino acids. The transcript is spliced from 3 exons.